AUGUUUUUUAGCUCUAAAUCUUUCGAUCCAGAAAAGGAUAUCCCUUCUCUUAAGGGGAAAGUUAUUCUUAUUACUGGAGGAACAGCUGGAAUUGGCAAGCAGGCCGUCCUGGAGUUCGCCCGUCAUUCUCCCAAACAGAUUUGGUUGGCAGCACGAAAUGUUGAAAAGACUCAGGCUACCAUCGAUGAGAUACGGUCCAAGAUAGCGGAGGCGCCUAUUAUACCUCUUCAUCUUGACUUAGCAUCAUUCGAAUCUAUCGAGAACGCAGCCAAAAAGUUCAUCGCUGAGUCAGACCGCCUGGACAUUCUCAUGCUCAAUGGUGGUGUUGCUGGUCUGGUGCCCGGCCUUACGGAGGAUGGAUACGAAAUUCAGUUUGGAACAAAUCAUAUGGGACAUGCCCUUCUUACCAAACUCCUUGUACCAAAACUGGAACAGACGCAAAGGAGUAAUGCCAAGUCGGAUGUGCGGGUCGUCGUCGUGGCAUCGGCCGGUCAUCGACGAGCACCCAGAGGUGGCAUCCUCUUCGAUCGACUUAAAAAAGCCGAUGAUGAAAACAUUAUUGGUGCUUAUGGUCGGUACUGCCAAAGCAAACUAGCGAACAUACUAUUUACUCGACACUUCGCUACGCUAUAUCCGCAGUACACUAUUGCCGCUAUCCACCCUGGCACAAUCAAGACAGACAUUUUCUCGAACGCAACAGCUGCUAAUCUGGCACAGAGAGCGUUGAUAUAUGUGGCGGGAUUCUUUUUAAGCUCUGUUGAGUAUGGAGUCAAGAACCAGCUCUGGGCAUCAGUGUCCCCAGACGUUCAGAGCGGGGAGUACUAUGAGCCCAUUGGAUAUGGAGGUACAGCCAGUCAACUGGGUAAGGAUGAUGCCCUGGCCGAGAAAUUGUGGAAUUGGACCGAAAAAGAGCUUUCAUGUAGGGCAAAGAUUUAG
Messenger RNA from Akanthomyces muscarius, 936 nucleotides. RefSeq lists its product as uncharacterized. The record is from RefSeq and is a predicted model, not a curated record. Bases 1 to 936 code for a protein of 311 amino acids. NCBI's taxonomy places the organism in Eukaryota, Fungi, Ascomycota, Sordariomycetes, Hypocreales, Cordycipitaceae. The transcript has a single exon.